UUAUUAACGACAUACUACACACUCGAAAUAGAAUUCAGAGCUGCCGGAUAUAGAAAUUUAUAGAAAAUAUGAUAUCUUUUCUACUGAAUCGCCGGGUUUUUGGUGCCUACAAGAUUUCUUUACGACUGUUUCGCGGUCAUAGAAGCCUAUCGGAAGUAAAGAAGUUUCAAGAUGCCUUGCAAGUCGCUGAUAAGAAGCUGCUGAACCUUUUUGGAGCUUCUAGUCUAAAAAAUGUGAAAGAAAACGUUCCUUAUUACACUGAAAGCUCAAUUCAAACGAAAAUAUCUUAUACUUUGAGCGAAGAAAAGCUAAUCAAUACUGAUAACGACGAUUUACUAUCGGCUGAGCAGCGCGCAGCCAAGAGGGAAAUUUAUAAACCUACCAAGAUAGAAUGUCCAAAAUUUCCCACCGAGAAAUUGCCGCCCACAACGAAAUUUCCCAUCAAUGAAAAUGUGGAAAAAGAACUUGAUCCAGACGAAAAAAGGGAAAUGGAGGCCAAAAUGCUGAAGAGGCUGAAGGAUAUCACUAAACGAAAGAAAUCUCCACUGGAGGAGAAAGUAGAUGGACAGAGAAGUGAAUUUAUAGAUGUGAACUUGAAUGGGAUGAAUAUGAAAGGCGUGUAUAUGGAAAGAAAGUCUUCUAUGAUUCUGCAAGCAAAGGAACCUACUCCCCCUAAAGGACCUGCUUCACCAGCCACUGGAGGAGGCUCUCUUCCUCCGAAAAGCGGUGCUCCGCCGAAGGGUGAUUCUCCUCCACCCAAAGGAGGUUCUUCCCCGCCUCCUAAGCCUCCUCCGCCCAAAGGACCACCGCCUGGAACUCCACCACCCCAGACGAAAACCACUUUUGGCCCACUUGCCGAUGCUGACCGCAUCUUUACCAAUUUGUAUGGUCGCCACGACUGGCGUUUGAAGGCAGCUAUGAAGCGAGGAGAUUGGUACAAGACCAAGGAGAUCCUCGAAAAGGGUGAUAUGUGGAUAGUCAACGAGAUAAAGACUUCCGGACUGCGAGGACGCGGUGGCGCAGGAUUUCCCAGUGGUCUUAAGUGGUCAUUUAUGCACAAGCCGCCCGAUGGCAGGCCCAAGUAUCUGCUGGUGAACGCGGAUGAAGGCGAACCGGGCACUUGCAAGGAUCGUGAGAUAAUACGCCACGAUCCGCACAAGCUGAUCGAGGGAUGCCUCAUCGCGGGAAAGGCAAUGGGUGCCAAUGCCGGAUUUAUUUACAUACGUGGCGAGUUCUACAACGAGGCCUGUAAUUUGCAGUAUGCCAUCAUAGAGGCCUACAAGGCGGGUUAUUUGGGCAAGAAUGCCUGUGGCUCUGGCUUCGAAUUCGAUCUCUAUGUUCAGCGGGGAGCUGGAGCCUAUGUUUGUGGGGAGGAGACCUCGCUGAUCGAAUCCGUGGAGGGCAAGGCGGGAAAGCCACGGAACAAGCCACCCUUUCCGGCGGACAUCGGUGUCUUUGGCUGUCCCUCCACGGUGACCAAUGUGGAAACGGUGGCAGUCGCCCCAACAAUUUGCCGGCGUGGUGGCAAGUGGUUUGCCAGCUUUGGACGUACCCGCAAUUCGGGCACCAAGUUAUUCAACAUCUCUGGCCAUGUCUGCAAUCCCUGCACCGUCGAGGAGGAGCUAUCUAUUCCUACAAAGGAACUAAUUGAACGCCAUGCUGGUGGAGUGAUUGGCGGUUGGGACAAUCUCUUGGCCAUCCUUCCGGGUGGCUCAUCGACUCCCUGUAUAACCCAAGAGGAUGCCAAUACUGCAAUCCACGACUAUGAUGGACUGAUGGCAGUGCAAUCGUCCUUGGGCACUGGCGCUGUGAUUGUGAUUAAUAAGGAUACGGAUAUUAUCAAGGCCAUUGCCCGUCUGUCGGCCUUUUACAAGCAUGAGAGCUGCGGCCAGUGCACACCAUGUCGCGAGGGUCUUCAUUGGGUGAACAUGAUCAUGCAGAGAUUCGUGACUGGACGUGCGCAGAUCGGCGAGAUCGAUAUGCUGUGGGAGCUGACCAAGCAGAUUGAGGGCCAUACCAUUUGUGCCCUGGGCGAUGGUGCCGCCUGGCCGCCCCAAGGACUUAUACGUCACUUCCGUCCGCUCAUCGAGGCGAGGAUCAGGAAGCGGGAGGAGGAUGAGAAGGCAGCCGCUGAAGCCGCCGCCGCUGAGCGAUUCCCUUGUCAAACGGUGGCUCCUUGCCCAGAAUAAAGCAUGCCCAAU
Drosophila subpulchrella is the source of this 2201-nucleotide messenger RNA. RefSeq names its product NADH dehydrogenase [ubiquinone] flavoprotein 1, mitochondrial (gene ND-51L1). NCBI's taxonomy places the organism in Eukaryota, Metazoa, Arthropoda, Insecta, Diptera, Drosophilidae. The record is from RefSeq and is a predicted model, not a curated record. Gene Ontology annotation, molecular function: NAD binding; NADH dehydrogenase (ubiquinone) activity; FMN binding. The transcript has a single exon. The coding region runs from base 69 to 2189 and encodes 706 amino acids. Gene Ontology annotation, biological process: mitochondrial electron transport, NADH to ubiquinone.